GAUAAUAAAUAUAGUAUAUUGGAACACACCUCUGUCUUUAUUAUAGCAGCGUACAUAACAAAUUAAGCCCCGUGUACAACGUUCAAAUCGAUUUCAUUCAAAAUGUUAAAACUAUUAGCAUAUUUGAUCUGUCAUUGUUAUACAAGUCUCAAGUUUUGAUGACGAAAAGCUUGGUUUAAGAAAUUUAAAUUUAAUCUUGCUUUAUCAAAUUACAUCGCUUGUAAAAUGAGCAAUAGAAAUCAUUCCAUUGAUACCAUAGAAAGCAGUAAUUCAGGAAAUAGAAGCAACGUUACUUUAGAUACUGCAAAUUUGAUUCCAGGAGAUGUAAAUAUUCAGUCAUCCAACAGGACUUCCUUUUCACCUCAAACGUGGUUAUUCCAAAGUUUAAGUGGUAUUCGUAGCAGUCAAAGUAACGAGAACAGUGUAAAUAAUGGAGAAAAUAGUCGAAAAUUGGGAACAUUUUCUGGAGUAUUCGCACCAGUAUGUCUUUCGAUGUUUAGUGCCCUUCUGUUUCUUCGAAUAGGUUUCGUUGUUGGCUUUGAUGGCUUGUUGUUAAUGAUUGCUCAGCUUUUGCUCGCAUAUAUUAUUCUUGUUGCAACUGUCUUAUCAAUUUGUGCAAUAUCUACAAACGGAGCUGUUGAAGGUGGUGGUGCUUAUUUUAUGAUUAGUAGAGCCUUAGGUCCUGAAUUUGGAGGAAGUAUUGGAACAUUAUUUUUUCUGGCAAAUGUAUUUUCAAGUGCACUUUACGUCACCGGAUGUAUUGAAGGAUUUGUAGAUGAUUUCGGACCAUCAGGAAGUAUAACUUCAUACUUUCCAUCAGAAUUUUGGUGGCGUUUUUUGUAUGGAUCAUUCCUUAAUUUUUUUAAUCUAAUUGUGUGUCUUAUCGGCGCUUCGAUGUUUGCACGAACCUCGUUAAUAAUUUUUUUUGUCGUUAUUGCAAGUGCUGCAUCUGUGUUUGUUAGUUUCAUGGCACAAAAACCUUUUUCUGUUGCUUUGCCGGAAGAAAAUACUUAUAUUAGACAAUACAAUAUUUCACGUGCCAAUUAUACUGGAUUCAAUUGGGAGACAUUCAAGGAAAAUUUGUGGAGUAACUAUACAAUAGAUUAUACGACAGACCAACCUACAAAUUUUGCAACAGUAUUUGCAGUGUUGUUCAGUGGUGUGACUGGAAUUAUGGCAGGAGCAAAUAUGUCAGGAGAUCUUUCAAAACCAGGGAAAUCUAUUCCUCAAGGGACUCUGGCAGCAGUUGUAUUUACUUUUUUUACUUAUCUUAUAUUAGCUGUUCUGACUGCUGCCACUUGUUCAGGUCUUCUUCUAAGAAAUAACUUUCUUUAUAUGCAAUACGUUGAUCUUUGUCCUCAACUAAUUGCCGUCGGUGUCUUUGCCGCAACGUUGUCUGCCUCCUUGAGCAACCUUAUUGGCUCUUCCCGUGUUCUCGAAGCUUUAGCCAAAGAUGAAUUAUUUGGUAAGUUAAUGUACAAUUAGAAAAUUAGUACUAGA
Messenger RNA from Centruroides sculpturatus (bark scorpion), 1500 nucleotides. Its product is annotated as solute carrier family 12 member 9-like. NCBI's taxonomy places the organism in Eukaryota, Metazoa, Arthropoda, Arachnida, Scorpiones, Buthidae. The transcript has 9 exons. Bases 226 to 1485 code for a protein of 419 amino acids. Gene Ontology annotation, biological process: cell volume homeostasis; chloride transmembrane transport; potassium ion homeostasis. Gene Ontology annotation, molecular function: potassium:chloride symporter activity. The record is from RefSeq and is a predicted model, not a curated record. Gene Ontology annotation, cellular component: membrane.